UUAUAAGCUGCCCAAUAGUUGGAAAGAUGUUAAGCAUGACUUAAAACACAAAAAGGAGGACAUAUCUUUGUCCAAUUUGGCUACCCAUCUUCAAAUUGAAGAGGGGAUAAGGUCCAUGGAGAAGGCUAAGGAUGGAAAUCCUAGCUCUUCCACAUCAAUGUGGUGGAGGAAAGAAAAUCUAGUGCUUCAACUAGUGGUAAGAGGAAGAAGUUUAAUUCCUCUAUGGGCAAGUCCAAGAAACAAAAGGACAACAACAAGUAUGCUUGUUGGGAGUGCGGUAAGACUGGACAUCGCAAGAAGGACUGCUACAUUUUCAAGAAGAAAAUGGAGAAAUCCAAGGAUGGUCAAGCUUCUAAGAGCAAGGACCAACCCACCAAAGGAUGAUGACUCAUGGUGGAUGGAUUCAGGGGCUUCAAGGCAUGUAUGCAAGGUGAAGCAUUGGUUCAAAACCUUUCACAAGGUUGGUGAUGGAGAAGAGCUCUUUAUGGGAAACAACUCUACCAUCAUGGUCCAAGGAAGAGGACAAGUUGAGCUGAUGUUUAGUUCGGGCAAUAGUAUCAUCCUUAGGGAUGUAUUAUAUGCUCCUAGUAUUUCUAGAAAUCUUGUAUCAGGCCCAACCCUGAAUAGACUUGGAUUUAGACUAGUUUUUGAAGCAGAUAGAUGUAUUAUAACUAAGGGUAGCACUUUUGUUGGACAUUGUUAUUUGUCUCAUGGUUUGUUUAAACUCUCUUUAAGAGAGAGGUCUGUAAUGUUGGAUGAUGUUUGUUUUAAUGUUGGUAAUGACAAUAGUAUGAAUUUGCAUUGUUUUCUUUAUGGCAUUCUAGAUUAGGUCAUGUGAAUUACAAUAAGUUGUCUUUUAUGUCUAAAUUAGAACUUAUUCCUCCAUGUGAUAUUGCUCUUGAUAAAUGUACUACUUGCAUGCUUAAUAAGAUCACUAGAACUCCUUUCAAGAAAG
This is a messenger RNA of Chenopodium quinoa (quinoa), 955 nucleotides long. RefSeq lists its product as uncharacterized. The transcript has 2 exons. The coding region runs from base 116 to 829 and encodes 237 amino acids. Lineage: Eukaryota; Viridiplantae; Streptophyta; Magnoliopsida; Caryophyllales; Amaranthaceae. The record is from RefSeq and is a predicted model, not a curated record.